CGGGCGGGCCCCUCGACGGCGGUGGGGGGGGACGCGCGCGGGGCCCUCCCUGUGGCCGCUCCCCCUGGUGGCCGCACCCGUUCCGCGCCGGUGGCCCAGUUUCAGGGUUGGGAGUCGUGUCAUCUUGAGGGAUCGCCGAAGUGUGGGGGCCCCAUGGCCCCGCUGGGAGGAGCCCCCCGGCUGGUGCUGCUGUUCAGCGGGAAGAGGAAAUCCGGGAAGGACUUCGUGACCGAGGCGCUGCAGAGCAGACUCGGAGCGGACGUCUGCGCUGUCCUGCGGCUCUCCGGUCCUCUCAAGGAGCAGUAUGCUCAGGAACACGGCCUGAACUUCCAGAGACUCCUGGAUGCCAGCGGCUACAAGGAGGCCUAUCGGCGGGACAUGAUCCUCUGGGGAGAGGCGCGGCGCCAGGCCGACCCAGGCUUCUUCUGCAGGAAGGUCGUGGAGGGCGUCUCCCAGCCCGUCUGGCUGGUGAGUGACACGCGGAGGGUGUCUGACAUCCAGUGGUUCCGGGAGGCCUACGGGGCUGUGACGCAGACAGUCCGCGUGGUGGCCUCGGAGCAGAGCCGACAGCAGCGGGGCUGGGUGUUCACACCAGGAGUGGACGAUGGGGAGUCCGAAUGUGGCCUGGACAACUUUGGGGACUUCGAUUGGGUCAUCGAGAACGACGGAGACGGGCAGCGCCUGGAGGAGCAGUUGGAGAACCUGCUAGAAUUUGUCCGCUCCAGGCUUUAGUGAUGUUCUAGGGGCACCGAAGCUGCGGCGGGGAGGGUGGGGCUGAUGCUGGCCAAGCAGGGAGCACCCGGAGGGUCUGGGCCCAGCACGUGUCAGACAAGACAAGGAGCCUCCAGGAACUAUAACUCUGCUUUAAUACAUUUUUACUGAUUUCAGAGAGGAAGGGAAAGGGAGAGAGAGACAGAAACACCAGUGUUGAGAGAGAAUCAUUGAUCGGCUGCCUCCUGCAUGCCCCACACCAGGGAUCCCGCAACCCUAGGCAUGUGGCCUGACCAGGAAUUGAACCGUGACCUCCUGGUUCAUAGGUCGAUGCUCAACCACUGAGCCACACCAGUGGGGCCAGGACCUCAUUUCUUUCUUUUUAAAAAAAAUAUAUUUUUAUUGAUUACAGAGAGGAAGGGAGAGAGAGAGAGAAACAUCAAUGAUGAGAAUCAUCGAUCGGCUGCCUCCUGCACGCCCCCUACCGGGGAUGGAGCCCACAACCCAGGCAUGUGCCCAUGACCGGAAUCGAACCAGGGAUCUUUCAGUCUGCAGGCUGACGCUCUAUCCACUGAGCCACACCAGUGGGGCCAGGACCUCAUUUCGUUAUGGACUGGGCUGCCCGGCCUCUCAGGAGGAGACUUAAAGGGCAAAGGGCGGUGCUGGAAGCAGGAACAUCCGCGUCUCCAGGGGCGCCUGGCCGGGCAGCCGGUGGUUGCCCUGCUUCCCCAUCAGGAUGCUUUCGGCCCCUUGUUCUGGGCAAGAGUGUGGACACGAAUAAACCUCCUUGGAGCACAUGCUGCGCACUGGACGUCUCUCCUUCCCAGGUGCCAGCCCAGCCUGUGUGGGCUUGCAGGGCUCGGCUUGUCAGGUGCCGGCGGGUUCCUGCUCUGCCUUGCACCUGGGCUGGGACUUGUCCUCAGAGGCUGACCUUGGCCCGGGCCAGGCAGGCAAGAGGGCUGUUUGUGUCACAGACAGCAUUGGGGUCUUGGGGUCUCCUCUUCUGGGAUGGCCCCAAAGAGGCUCCUGCAGCAGGGACCCUGAGGGGCAGGGUGUCACCGAGGGGCACCGAGAGCCAUGGCUCCUGGUGAACCCUGGGCGGCUCUGGGCAGGAGCAUCACUGCGAGCCCCCGCUGUUCCGCGAGGCCGUGGACGGCCCCCUGGUAGUUAGACCGCCUCGUGCAGUUCGUAAGCGCCGUUUCGAUUCUUCAAAGCCAGCCCGUGACGUGGGCAAGGAGAGCCUUUUCAUCUGCAGGCGGCAGAUGCCGGUAACUCAGAGAAGGGAACCAGCUAGCCUCGGGUCAGAGGGUAGUAAGUGGCAGUGCUCAGAUAGCCCACGGCGGCUGCCCGCCUCCCGGGCAGGUCCCCUCGGCCACAAAGGGGUACAGCCUCGGGCCUAGCCAGCACCCCACUCUCUGGCCCUGGCUUUGUUUUCCUCCCGCACAUUCUCUUGGUUCUCACCGAGAAGGGGCCACCUACAGAAAUGACACCCGUCUCAGCGUGGCCCGAACUGGACGUCACCCUCCCGCCCACGUCUCCCAUGGACCACCUCUUCCUGGUCCUGGUUCCCUGGCCUUUCCAGUCAACCGGCCCCGAGAGCUUGACAGUCGUCACGGAGUCUUGUGUCCCCUGACCCCUAGGGCUAAUGGGUCCCCAGGCUCUGUUCACCUGCCCUGCCUGUGUCUCCUCCGGGAUUCUCGCAGGAAGAUAAACACCUCUGAUGGCCGGGGCCAUGUCUCUCUUGUAGCGUGUUGGCCCACAGCGGGUGCUCAGGAAAUGGAUGCAGUCGAAUGCCUGGUGAGACGGGACUCUAGGAGGCACGCUGGAAUCUAGUAGGUGGUCAUUUCACGCAGUACAGGUUUCCUCCCAACCAGGAGGCCGGCCCCAGCUCCCGGGCCUGGACCCUCUGCUCCCCUGCCGGUGGGAGCCAGGACUGGCGGACAUGCUGCCGGGCCCUCUGCCAUGCGAGCGCUGGCUCUCCGGGGCUCCUCGCUGUGCGUGAGCCUGCCCCUCCUCUGAGCACUUUAUAUUCAUCCCAGUUUCUGACCCAAAGAGUUUGCCGCCCUGACUCCCCAGACGUGGCCCAGCGACGGUGGGUCCUGUCUGUCACCGGGACUGUUCGAAAGCAUCUGCAGCGGGUCCCAGAGGGGCAUCUCCACAGGCAACCGGUGACCUGCUCUGUCUCUGUAGAUUCGUUUUCAUUUGCAAUAAUUUACGUAAGCGAACCGUAUAGAGUAGGUUAUUUUGGGGGCCUUAUUUCUUUCACUCAGCAUAAUUAUUUUGAGACCCAUCCACAUUAGUUCAGGUAUCAAUAGUUUCUUUUUUCAUUGUGGUGUGUGGUAUGAAUACUGCACAGUUCUUUAUCCAGUCACCUGCUGAUGACCAUUUGCGUUGUUUCCAGUGUUUGGAUAGGACAAAUAAAGCAACUAUGAACAUUCAGGUACAAGC
This is a messenger RNA of Eptesicus fuscus (big brown bat), 3159 nucleotides long. RefSeq names its product phosphomevalonate kinase (gene PMVK). The coding region runs from base 154 to 732 and encodes 192 amino acids. Gene Ontology annotation, biological process: isopentenyl diphosphate biosynthetic process, mevalonate pathway; cholesterol biosynthetic process. Gene Ontology annotation, molecular function: phosphomevalonate kinase activity. The record is from RefSeq and is a predicted model, not a curated record. The transcript has 5 exons. Lineage: Eukaryota; Metazoa; Chordata; Mammalia; Chiroptera; Vespertilionidae. Gene Ontology annotation, cellular component: cytoplasm.